This is a messenger RNA of Linum trigynum, 1674 nucleotides long. Lineage: Eukaryota; Viridiplantae; Streptophyta; Magnoliopsida; Malpighiales; Linaceae. The record is from the annotation of a GenBank genome assembly.
UUGUUUUUACCAGUUUUUGUGACUAAGCGACUUUAGGUAGAAACUGAAACGUUUUGGUGGCCUGGAUACGUAAAAAUGUAAUUAAAGGGGUCGUUUGGAUGAAACAUUGUGAUGAAUCAAUUGGCUCAUUAUGAGGUAAUUGGGCCAAAUUGACCCAUUUGGCUACAAAAAAAGGAAACGAAACAAUCUGGGCCGGGGAAAUGAGAAUUGCUCCGUUAGGGGUCAAUUGAAAAAACCUGGGGUGGGGGGAGGGAAUUUCAAUUGACGCAAUUUUUGUCUCCUCUUCCCAAUUCUGCCCUCUCUCUCGAGAAACAAACCACUCUAUUCUUCUUCUCUUCCCUUUCUCUUUCCUUUCUUUUUCUCUGCAACUGCGUUGUCAUUCCUCUUUUUUUCUCUGCAACUACGCUCUCAUUCCUCCUCUUCUUCUCUUUCUUGUGUAUCUAUGGCGGACAGAGGGAAGAAGAAUCAAGGUUAUGAUGGUCGCCGGCGGACAAAGGGAGGAAUAGAGAAACUCUGUUGCCGGAUUUGCAAAGAGGUUGUCGCCGUCCAGCCAUCAUCGUAGAGUCAAAGGAGUGAGUUCUCGGGGACCAGUCGGUGGGUCGAUUGACUCCGCGCAAAGGGAUUUUGACGCAUGUGUGUAAGUAGUGGGUCGAUUGACUCGAUCCUCGCCAGGCUCAAACGACGGCGAGAUUUGUUGGAGUUCCUCACCGGCAGUCCAGCCUCUGAUUCAAGGACCGAGAAGUCUCAAUCCUUCAAAUUGCGUCCGUCAACUUCAAAUCCGGUCGUCUCUGCUCUGAACGCCCAAUUUCAUUUGUGCCCUAGACCCCUAAUUUCUCACGGGGUUAGAGUCAAAUUCCAGAAACGGGAAACAGAAAGGUUAAGGUUUUGGAUUGCAACGGCUGAAGUUUCUCAAAAAGUUCUUCAGAUUCCCUCUACUCUUCCAGCUUGGGUUAAGGUUUUGGAUGUUCUGGUUUACAGGGAUAUUGGUUGUGUGAUUCGGAAAAAUCCGAUUGCUUGAUAGGGAGGGUUCUUUGGAUUGGUUUUGACAUUUGGUUAGUUGCAAAAACCACUUUUUUUAUUAUGUUUCGAUUUCAUUUGUGGGUAUUAUGAAAUCCAGAAAGUGUUCAUUUUGUAAAUGAAGAACUAAACAAAAACAAACCCAGAAACAAAAACUUGCAGAAGGGUAUAUUGGUAUUUCCUCGGAAAUGGCUUAUCUGCAUUUCUCCAUCUCAAAGUCCAUCCCAAACGACACAUUCUUGGCAAAUUUCCUCAUCAUAUUGACUCAUUUUCUAAAACGAGUCUUUUGGUGCAAAUUGACUCGUUUUGAGAAUGAUCCAUCCAAACGACCCCUAAGUUUUUACGUUUUAAUGCGUGAUUUUGAUUGCACUGGUUAUGAUAGACCGAAUCGAGCGGAUUACAUCAGAACUGCCAUCGUUACUACUCGAACGCCACAAUAAUGUUUGAAUCCCUCUUUUACCAUCCAAUGAUCUGCAAGUACUCAAUUACGUGCUUUAAAAUUUAAAUAUAAGGUGCCGGUCGUUUUUUUUAUUAUCAGCACAAGCAACACGCUUAUCUUAUUUUAAUAACUUUGAUCACUCUCCUUGGUCAAUGAUGUUGAUAAACUCCACCACAGCAGCAAUUAUUUGCCCCCCGUAAUUAAGUAUCUUUAAUUAU